AUGGGGAAUGUAUGUGUUCAUAUGGUCAACAAUUGUGUGGAUUCGAAAUCGAAUUCAUGGGUUCGUCCCACAGAUCUCAUCAUGGAUCAUCCAUUGAAGCCGCAGCUUGCAGACAAGCCUCCUCAGCAAAUGUUGAUGCUCAAAGAUGAUGAUAAACCCAAGCUUGACACUCACGGAGACCCUAAAUUACCUGAGGAGAAGGCAAAAGCUGAGGCACAGAAGCAAACGAGUGAAAAAGAAGGAAUCAAGAGUGAAAUGAGGAAGUGCAGUGAAGAAGAAGAGAAGAGGAAGCGAGCGAUCGCGUGUGGGAACAGCAAAAGAAAAGCUCACAACGUGAGGAGACUGAUGAGCGCAGGGUUACAGGCAGAGUCAGUGUUGAAGACGAAGACAGGGCAUUUGAAGGAAUAUUAUAACUUGGGAAGCAAGUUAGGUCACGGGCAGUUUGGGACGACGUUUGUGUGCACAGAGAAAGGAACAGGGGUGGAAUACGCGUGCAAGUCUAUCCCGAAGAGGAAGCUAGAGAACGAAGAAGACGUGGAAGAUGUGAGAAGAGAGAUUGAGAUAAUGAAACAUCUGUUGGGACAACCAAAUGUGAUUUCGAUCAAAGGAGCUUAUGAGGAUGCAGUGGCUGUUCACAUGGUGAUGGAGCUGUGCAGAGGAGGUGAGCUAUUCGAUAGGAUAGUGGAGAGAGGGCAUUACUCUGAGAGAAAAGCUGCUAAUUUGGCUAAGGUCAUACUUGGUGUGGUCCAGACUUGUCAUUCUUUAGGUGUGAUGCAUAGAGAUCUUAAACCUGAGAACUUUCUCUUCGUCAAUGAUGACGAGGAUUCGCCUCUUAAAGCUAUUGAUUUCGGGUUAUCUAUGUUUCUCAAGCCUGGAGAAAACUUUACUGAUGUCGUUGGAAGUCCGUAUUACAUUGCGCCUGAAGUUCUGAACAAGGAUUACGGUCCAGAAGCAGAUAUUUGGAGCGCUGGUGUGAUGAUUUACGUGCUACUCUCUGGUUCAGCUCCGUUUUGGGGAGAAACGGAAGAAGAAAUCUUCAAUGAGGUUCUUGAGGGUGAGCUUGAUUUGUCAUCAGAUCCUUGGCCACAUGUCUCUGAAAGCGCAAAAGAUUUAAUCAGGAAGAUGCUUGAAAGAAAUCCCAACAAAAGACUGACUGCUCAACAAGUAUUGUGCCAUCCAUGGAUUAGGGAUGAAGGAAAUGCACCAGAUACACCGCUUGACACAACAGUGUUGAGUCGCUUGAAGAGGUUUUCAGCAACAGACAAGCUUAAGAAAAUGGCUUUAAGGGUGAUUGCAGAAAGGCUUUCUGAUGAAGAGAUUCACGGGCUUAGAGAAACCAUCAAGAUUAUAGACAGUGAGAAGAGCGGGAGAGUAACUUAUAAAGAACUCAAAAGCGUUCUUGAAAAAUUCAACGCAAAUCUUGACAACUCUGAUAUCAAUGGUCUUAUGCAAACGCCAACAGAAGUGCAUUCGGAAGACACAGUAGACUAUGAGGAAUUCAUAGGCGCGAUUAUAAAACUGAAACAACUACAAGACGAGGAAGCAAAUGAUAGUUUAGACUCAUCAGCAAAAGUGUAAUGAAGUUGGCGUAUAUGAUGUUGUUGUCUGAAGUGUAAUGAGUACUCAGAAGUCUGAACUGAUGAUGAAGAAUAUUAUAUGAUGCAACAAAAGGGCUGUAACAAAAUGAAAUAGGAGAGGCAGAACAAGGAGAAGAGGGACACAAAGAGGC
Molecule: messenger RNA, 1729 nt
Organism: Eutrema salsugineum
Lineage: Eukaryota; Viridiplantae; Streptophyta; Magnoliopsida; Brassicales; Brassicaceae
Product: calcium-dependent protein kinase 25
Exons: 8
Coding region: 1-1578 (525 amino acids)
Biological process (GO): peptidyl-serine phosphorylation; protein autophosphorylation; intracellular signal transduction
Cellular component (GO): cytoplasm; nucleus
Molecular function (GO): ATP binding; calmodulin binding; calcium ion binding
Source: RefSeq, a predicted model, not a curated record